ACUCUCUACCACAGCGGUUUUCAAGCAGCUACUUUAGAUCGCCAGUCUAAUGCAGUGAAUUGUGGCCGUUGCACGUCACUUUGCCUCCAAAACACAAACACACGUGUAGUGCUUUUCGGAUACUCACUCACACACUCAAGGGGAAUCCAUUACCAUGAGUUGGCUCAUCGAGUUUCAGUGCAGUGCUUUGUGAUGAGAAUUAGUGAUUGCUUAAAUCUAGACCAAUGAUUGUGAAAAACUUUUGUGAUGAACGAUGCCGUCCUACAUGUACGUUCAGACAUGUGUGUGGGUUCUGAUCGGAUUUUUUUGCGCUGGAACACCGGUGCCCUGGCUCAGCCCGUCCCUGGAAGCAUUAGACGAGCUCAACGACGCUGAAAUCUACAAAUCCGUUGUUACAUCUAUAAAUGAAUGGCAGAAAAGACAGGAGCUUAAGAAAAUUAAUGCCAGAAUCAAACGCGAGGACUCCUCGGUUUGUUAUGGCGAGUUGGGGUGUUUUGAAGCCUCCGGUCCUUUCGGUUACUUGGACAUGUUGCCAAGCAAGCCGGAGGAAAUCGACACCAAGUUUCUGCUCUACCCUGGACACGGCCGUCGCCGCAGCGGCACAAGCCCAGCUGAAGUUCCUUUUUCGUCCAUUAAAGAAGCCUUCGAAUGGGCCAAGCAAGGCUUUAAUAAAAGCCUACCCACGAAGGUCCUCAUCCACGGCUUCGGCAGCGACUGCAGCCACAUAUGGGUCUACGAAAUGCGCAGCGCCCUUAUGGCGGUGGAGGAGGUUAACGUGAUUUGCGUGGAUUGGGAGAAGGGGGCAAUCCUGCCUAAUUACGUUAAAGCCACCGCAAACACUCGCCUCGUCGGCAAGCAACUGGCGAUGCUCCUCCGAGGAUUAGUAGAUAAUAACGGCUUGUCAUUGCGCACCACCCAUCUGGUGGGCUUCAGCCUGGGGGCACACGUGGCGGGCUUCGCCGGGGCCGAGUUGGGCAACCUGAGCCGCAUCACGGGGCUGGACCCCGCGGGGCCCCUCUUCGAGUCGCAGGACCCGAGGGCGAGGCUGGACCAGAGCGACGCCGACUUCGUCGACGUUAUCCACAGCAAUGGGGAGAACCUCAUCCUAGGGGGGCUGGGGUCGUAUCAGCCCAUGGGCCACGUCGACUUCUACCCCAACGGCGGACGCAUGCAGAAAGGGUGCAGCAAUUUGUUUGUGGGGGCUGUCAGCGAUAUCAUUUGGUCGUCUGCCGUUGAGGGACGAUCGCUUUGUAACCAUAGACGAGCCUAUAAGUUCUUUACUGACUCAGUUUCGCCUCGGUGCCAUUUCCCGGCAUUCCCUUGCGAAUCGUACGAAGAUUUCCUUUCGGGGAAGUGUUUUCCGUGCACCGAUGAGAGAAACUGCGGCAAUAUGGGCUAUUACGCUGACAGGUCGAAAGGUCGAGGACAAUUAUACCUAAUCACACGAGAUGAAGAGCCCUUCUGCGCCCACCAGUAUCAUGUCAAAAUUGAAACGUCCAAUAGUCCGGUCCCGAUCGUCUCUUACGGGAAAAUUCAAAUCACUCUAAUCGGGGACUCGGCCUUUAACGAGACGUUUAUGAUGACUAGGAAAGAAGACGAAGAGAUGAAGUUGGGAGAAUCCAUUUCGCGGAUUUUGGUCCCGCACCCAAUUUUAUCGGAACCCACAAGCGUCCAGAUUCUGUACACUGCGUACAGCGGCUGGUUGUCGUCUGGGCUGACCCAGUGGAGGAUGGACAAGAUCACCAUCAGUGAUAGUUUCGGCAAAACGUCGUCUGUGUGCAAGAAAAACCUAAUCCUGGACUCGGGGGUGCCGGUGACCCUGCCCCUGUACCCCGGCGAGUGCAACUUGCCCGGACAUUACCCCAAGAAGGAGGCAGAGGAUCGUGUCCACGACCCCAACCCUCUGAACCUUCCCUUGAACGCAACAAAAGUGAAGAACUUCAUCCCGACUCCGGUGGUGCGCAUCGGCCCCGAAGACUUGGAAAAAGAGUACAAAAAAGCGAAAAGCGGAAAUUCGAUCGACUGGAAACGCGAUGAAGACAACAGAGUUUCCGACAUCGAGGAAGCUGAGUCAAGUCGCGCGUUCAACACCAAAGUUGUUAAGCCAGACAAGGGCAAAGAAAGCCCGAUUAAGGAGAUAGUCGAGCCGAUUUUGAAGCCCCACCCGAACAAAAUCGGCCGCUCACACGACCCUGACCGAGACAAACCCGAAAUCACGGAGCCCAUUCUAGGGCCCACAACUUCGCGCAACUUCGGCGCUUUCAAACUGGAACCGGCCGUGAAGAACGACUUUCUGUCGCGUCUCACGAGCACCAACAAGGAAAUCUCGUACAACUUCUACGACGUGGAGGACCAGAACGAGUGGAUCCCUUCGAUACCGUCACCCAAGCCCAAAGAAGCCAAGUGGAAACGUGAGGACGGCUCGAAGGCGAUCAAAACGGAGGAGAACCCUCUGGAAGUGAUCGCCACGACCGUCCAGUUCCUGCCACAGCGUCUCGCCAAGAUGUUCGAACAAGCGGAGAAGUACGCCAGGGAGACGAUCCUCCCCCUGGUCAGCACCUACACCCCCAAGUUCAUCAGCGAUAUAAUCACCCCGAGGGAGAAGCCCAAGUACGUGCCCUUGACCUACGAGGAGGAGGAGGGGGAGGUGGUGGAGGAGGAGGAGGAGGAGAGCACGACGAAAACGCCGCGGCAGAGCGCGAAAAGAAACCUUGAUAAUAAACAGUUCGACCCGCCACCGGCCUUCGAAGAGGCAAGCACGAGCAAAGCCUCGACCACUCCCUACACCCAUAUACAAAAAAUCAGGAAGAAAACCACGACUCCAAGGGCGGAAACGACGAGUGCAGGGAGUCGGAGGGCCCGUGAUGACGUCCAUGUGCGUAAAAACAUCCUCGAGAUGAAACUGGAGGCGACGCAAGACGACCUAGUCGUAGACGCCUCGAAAAAACCCAAAGCGAUUUACGUUGAUUUACCGGUUUUCGAAACUAAUCCGCAAAGGAAGUAUAUCCCCUUGAAAGACUCCAGCUAGAUGUAAUAUAUUUAUUUUAUUUAAUGACUGUAAAUAUGUUUUUAUACGACUGUUGUUAAUUGUAUAAAUUUUGUAAAAUAAAAACUAUAUCAGUA
This is a messenger RNA of Tribolium castaneum (red flour beetle), 3123 nucleotides long. RefSeq lists its product as hypothetical. The coding region runs from base 254 to 3028 and encodes 924 amino acids. The transcript is spliced from 9 exons. Gene Ontology annotation, biological process: lipid catabolic process. NCBI's taxonomy places the organism in Eukaryota, Metazoa, Arthropoda, Insecta, Coleoptera, Tenebrionidae. Gene Ontology annotation, molecular function: lipase activity. The record is from RefSeq and is a predicted model, not a curated record.